AUGAUGGAAUAUCUACGAGCAGGAUUUAUCAGUAAGGUUGAGUCACCGGAUCAACCAAUAAAAGGAAUUACGUUUUAUUUGCCCCAUCGUCCAGUCGUACGUAACGAAUCGGUUUCUACAAAAAUAAGACCAGUUUUUGACGCUUCUGCUCGAGCCGACAGCGGUUUGUCCUUGAACGACUGUCUAGAGACCGGCGAAAAUUUAAAUCCAGAAUUAUUAGCGAUUUUGUUACGAUUUCGCUGGAGUCGUGUGGCUUGGGUGGGAGAUAUUGAGAAGGCCUUCCUUCAAGUGGAAGUCAACCCGGAAGAUCGCGAUGCCCUCCGGUUCUUAUGGAUAGAUGAAUUAUCAACAAAGGAAAUGAAACCCGUUAUGUUCCGAUGGAACCGAGUUACCUUUGGUCUCUCUCCCAGCCCCUUCUUACUUCGCAUCGUCAUCCGAAAACAUCUGAGUACUUCCAGAGAUAUGGAUCCAUCUCUGGCUCGCUAUAUAGAAGAACGGCUCUACAUGGACGAUCUCCUGGCUGGAUCGGACUCUACAGAAGAAGCGACGAGGAUCAUAAAACGAAUUAUUAAAGCCUUUAAUGGUGCCUGCAUGAAACUGACUAAAUGGGUCACAAAUGAUCCAGCUGUAACUAGUACUCUGCUCCAAGCCGGAAGGACGCCCAUUGAUAACGAACUGUCGCGUCCCAUCGGCUGUGAAGAAAAAUCGAAAGUGUUGGGAGUCAUUUGGCGUCCGAGUGAAGAUUGCUGGACCUUUGAUGCGAUAAAAAUCGCUGAGCUUGUAGCCGAUAUACCCGUUCGCGCAACCAAAAGACAAAUGUUAAGUAUUUCCGCCCGAUUAUUUGAUCCGCUGGGCCUUACGUCCCCUGUUCUUCUACUAAUAAAAUUGCAAUUCCAGAGACUCUGGGAAAGUGGGACUCGUUGGGAUUCCCCUAUUCCAGAAAAUAUCCAUCAAGAUUGGUCAGCAUUGGUAGCUGGAUUACCGGCAUUAGCGCAAUUAAGAGUUCCCCGUUGGUACUUUCUGGAAUUUAAUCCUUCCUCUAAAAUUGAACUUCAUGCAUUUUGUGAUGCAUCCGAAAAGGCGUAUGGAGCGGUGGUUUAUUCUCGAAGCAAGUUCAACGAUUCGUUCUAUACUAAUUUAGUGGUCAGCAAAACGCGUGUAGCCCCAACUAAGAAGAUUUCUCUACCAAGACUUGAAUUGAUGGGAGCCUUAUUGGUUAGUCGCCUGGUGAAUUACGUAAUCGAAGCUCUUUCUCUUCCUCAAGCUACUCAAAACCUUUGGUGCGACUCAACUGUAACUCUGGGCUGGAUCAAAGGGAACAUCAACAGAUGGAAACCCUUUGUACGAAAUCGUGUUGAAGAAAUAAGGAAGUAUACCCAGCCAGAUCAGUGGCAUUACUGCCCGGGAGAAGAAAAUCCUGCUGACCUUGCCUCCAGAGGGUGUUCGGCAACUGAGCUACUAGCCUGCAAGAAAUGGAUUGACGGACCCGAAUGGCUACGGAAGCCUGUCGAAGAGUGGCCUAAUUAUCUGCCUCCUCAAUUGUCCGAAUCCGCUAAACAGUCGAUCAGCCAUGAAGAAAGAAAAGGAGUCAUUACCACCACCACCUCAGUCUCCGUGAAACCCGAGUUGUUUUCACUCAAGAAAUAUAGUUCCUUUCUACGCGUGAUAAGGAUCACCGCCUGGAUUUUCAGAUACCUGCGCAACAGGAAGAAGGGGGAGUGCGCAAAGAGCGAUCCUGCGGGGAAUGAGGCAAAGGAGUCGGUUAGAGUAAACAAGGAUAAGGUUAUUCAACUAGACUGCCUCACGGCCCAAGAACUUGAAAAAGCUGAGCUAUUUUGGAUCAGAAGCGCUCAAAUGUCGGCCUACCCGAACGAUUUCAAUACUCUCCGUCAAAGGAAAGAGAUCUCUAAGUCAUCCCCUGUUCGAACUCUACGUCCUCUCUUCGACCAUGCUAAUGGUAUUAUGCGAGUAACCAGUCGCCUUGUAGAUAGGUACGAGUUUGAAGAACAAGCACCACCAAUCCUUCUACCCGUCGUCGACAAUUGUCCAGCCGAUCGGAUUGUGCGAUUGUUAAUUUGGAAGACCCAUGUGGAAUGUUUACAUGGAGGAGUUAGCCUGCUACUUGAUAAACUACGGCAAGACUACUGGUUAAUCAAAGGUAGGCAGCAAAUAAAAAAGGUCAUCGGAAAUUGUGGAAGGUGUCGCCGAUUCCAUGCGCGCCCAUUUUCUCAACCAAUGGGAAAUCUUCCCAUUCAACGGCUGGUCGAGUCUACCCCCUUCCUAACAACCGGAGUUGACCUUAUGGGUCCCAUUUAUGUGCGUCCUUUCAGCAAGAAUAAAGAAACGACUAAAGUGUACGUGUGCCUAUUUGUAUGCGCGGUGACUCGAGCUGUGCAGUUAGAGCUAGUUAGCUCUUUAUCCACGGAUACGUUCCUUCUCGCAUUAGAGCGACUAAUUGCCAGCAGGCAAGAAGUCCGCAUGCUAAUGUCUGAUCAUGGAACAAAUUUCGCUAAGACCGCCCGCCUUCUAAACAAUCUAAGGAGCUGUCCUCGGCUGGCCGCAUUCCUCGCGAAUAAACGUAUGGAAUGGCGAUUUAUUCCCACUGAGGCUCCAUGGUGGGGAGGGUAUUGGGAACGGUUGGUUCGUGUAGUGAAAGACACGCUCAAAAAAAGCCUCGGGUUCCAGUGCCUAAAUUUUGAAGAAAUGUGGACUCAUGUGAAAUCGAUCGAAGCCAUGGUCAAUUCCCGGCCACUAGCGCGAGAUACGGACUCACCGACUGAUUUACCCGUCUGCAUUUCACCUAACGAUCUAAUCAUCGGACGAAGCUCAUCUGCUCUUCCAGGAACCGGGAUAUCGCCAGAUUUUUCAGCCAUUGAAGGGGCGGAGCAGCUAACAAAAAGAUUGCGACACCAAAAACUAAUUUUCGAUCGCGGCUGGAGAUGCUGGACGACCGGCUAUUUGAAGGACUUAAAUAAUUUUACUCAGCGGGAUCGAUCGGGCUUUCCCUAUCCUAUCCGAAUUGGGAAGAUAGUGAUGAUUAGGGACGAUAAUCUGCCACGACUUCGUUGGAAAGUAGGCGUUGUCACCCACCUCCAUCCUGGACGAGACGGCCGCAUCCGGUCUGUCACAUUACGACGCUCAACGGGCCGUUGCUCGGAUUACGCUAUCCAGUCACUCUAUCCCCUAGAAACUGAAGCAUCCCGCAAAGCAUCAGAAACCGCCGACGCCGAUCAUCCACCACGAGAACGUCUCGAAUUAGCUGCCAGAAGGUAA
Molecule: messenger RNA, 3273 nt
Organism: Daphnia pulicaria
Lineage: Eukaryota; Metazoa; Arthropoda; Branchiopoda; Diplostraca; Daphniidae
Exons: 1
Coding region: 1-3273 (1090 amino acids)
Biological process (GO): DNA integration
Molecular function (GO): nucleic acid binding
Source: RefSeq, a predicted model, not a curated record